Salvia splendens (bonfire salvia) is the source of this 1644-nucleotide messenger RNA. Its product is annotated as protein FAR1-RELATED SEQUENCE 5-like. The coding region runs from base 1 to 1644 and encodes 547 amino acids. NCBI's taxonomy places the organism in Eukaryota, Viridiplantae, Streptophyta, Magnoliopsida, Lamiales, Lamiaceae. The record is from RefSeq and is a predicted model, not a curated record. The transcript is spliced from 5 exons.
AUGGAAGAAGUACGGGUUGUACCUGCAUGUUCUGAGCAAUUAAAGCCUGUAGUUGGUCAGAGGUUCGAAUCAUUAGAGUUUGCACUCGCGUUUUAUGAUGUGUAUGCUAGGGCCGUUGGGUUUGACACGCACAAACAAGGUGUGAGGAAGGUGGAUGAAGUUACAACGUGGUAUUAUGUCGUAUGCAAUAGGGAGGGCCAUAAGAAGUCCAUCGACGAUGACCAGUUGAAUGCACGUUCCGGUUUCUCAUUGAAGCGCCGACGCUUAUCGAAGAGAUGUGGUUGUAACGCUAGUAUUUCCUUCAAGUAUUUCUCUGAUAAUGGACAUCCAGGUUAUAUGGUACAGGAUUUCAACGAGGUUCAUAACCAUGAUAUGGUUGAGUCAAAGCAUCAGCAGUUUAUGAAUGCUUCACGCGACAUCAGGAAUGCUUCACGCGACAUUAAAGCAUAUGCGCAUGGUUUCGAUGUGCAAAUGGUAUUGGACGACAUGGCUAAAAAGAAGGAGAUGUCUGAGUCGUACACAUAUCAUUAUGAGGUUAACGAAAACAACCAGUUGGUUGCGUUAUUUUGGUGUGACGGCUUAAUGAAAAGGAAUUACCAUAUGUUUGGUGACAUUGUAGCCUUUGACACCACCUAUAACACAAACAGGUAUUGCAUGAUAUUCUUUCCUUUCACGGGGAAGGACAAUCAUGGAAGCCCUGUAACCUUUCCGGCUGGCUUGGUAUGCAAUGAGAAAACAUGGGCGUUUGGAUGGUUGUUUAGACAUUUUGUUGAAUGCAUGGGCAUAGCACCGAAGAUGAUCUUGACAGAUCAAGACAAUGGAAUGAGAUCAGCCAUUGAAGAGGUUCUGGUUGGCACGCAACACCGAUGGUGUAUGUGGCACAUAAUGCACAAAUUGUCCACCAAGGUCUCAAAUAGGUUGCUCAGGGAUGAAGCUUUCAAGAAGGAAUUCAGUGCAUGCGUUUGGUCUGAUCUGCUUGAGCCUGACGAAUUUGAAGAGGAGUGGAAAAGAGUUAUGGAAAGUCAUGGGUUGGAAGACUUUGACUGGUUUAACUCAUUGUACGAACACAGGCAUGUCUGGAUACCGGCAUAUUUUAGAGAUUUUCCACUGGGUUCGAUGAUUAGGACAACAUCCAUUUCUGAAUUGGAGAACAGUUUCUACAAAAGAUUUUUGAAGCCCCGUGCGAACAUAGCCGAGUUCUACUUGAAUUUCAACCAUUCUUUUGAGUUUCAGCGUAACAGUAGGACGCCGUUAGACUACCAUGAUGCCACUGUUUUUCCCAUUUUGGCCACUACCUUGCCGUUUGAGAAACAUGCUUCGACGCUUUACACCGAUACGAUGAACCAUGAGUUGAAGAAAAUACUAGAAAAAUACUGCCAAAGUAGAUGGAUGAAGACUCCGCUAGCCAAGGCGGUCAAUGGGGAAAUUCAUGAUGAAAUUCCUACCAGGUCUGUUGUUGAUGAUAGGCAAGCAGUGUCAAAGCAAGGCAUUUCUAUGUUCUAUGGUUUCCUCCGGCGGUUCGAGGGAGACAUUGAAUUGCUAAGGGCAUUUGUAGGUGGUGUGGAAGACCUUGGUAAUUCUCUACAAGCUGGGAAUCCGACAAUGUCAGCAACUGAAAAAAGGCGAAUGAUUGAAGAGUUCUAA